GGUGUCCACGUGAGAAUGACGAUGUUAUACGGGGAUGUUUGGGCGUGUGUAGAUGGCAAUGUCGACAGAUAAGCUCACUUCUCUUCUGUAUCGUUUGCCUCGAGUCGGAUUGAAUAACAUUGCUGAUCUUCCUGGAGCGAAGAAGAAGGCGAUUCGAGUAGGGAGAGGGCCUGGCUCUCGACGAGGCAAGACCUGCGGACGCGGACAUAAAGGUCAAGGCCAACGAGGAACAAGACCGAGAGUUGGAUUCGAAGGGGGUCAGACACCAUUCUAUCUUCGAAUCCCAAAACACGGAUUUAACAACAAUUUUAGACGUGAAUAUGAGCCUCUGAAUCUCUCUAAGCUGCAACUUUGGAUAGACAGUGGUAGGAUUGAUGCAAACGGACCAAUAAAUAUGUAUACUCUACAUCAAGCUGGAGUCAUUAGUAGACAUGUUAAACAUGGAGUGAAACUACUAGGAGGGGGAGCUGAGUGGUUUCAAUCAAAAAUUGACAUCGAAGUUAGUUGUGCGUCGAAGUCUGCCAUCGAUGCUGUUGAGAAACGAGGAGGUCGUAUUGUCAGUGCGCAUUACAACAAGUUGGGACUACGAGUUUUACUAAAACCGGAGAAGUUCGAAGGGAGAGCUCUUCCACGAAGGGCAUUGCCUAGCAACGAACUUCUUCCUUAUUAUAUGGACUACACAAAUCGUGGCUAUUUGUCGGAAGAGUUGGCAGACUUGGAGACAAGAGAACGAGUGCUUGGCAUUACUAAUAGAAAGAAGUUACCCAGGAGACCGAAGGGCUGGCAGGCAAUAGAAUCUGAAAAGAUAGCAGAAAAUUUUAAUGUAGUACAGAAUUCUGUUGCUGUGCCGGAGAUAGAGACGACAGUAUGAGAUUGAAGAUGUCGAAAUGAGAACGAACUGUGAGUCUGAUGUGAUCUUUUGGGCUGUCACUGCACAUUGGAUGAAACUACACUAUCUAUAGCCACAAUCACUUUCAUCCGGCAUUCAUAAUGUUGUCACAUGCUUUGACUUGUUUGAACUACAACCAUUUGGAUCCAGCAUUUUUUCAAAUAUCAUGCAUUGGUAUUCAUCCUAUAUAUUUAUCCUAUUAAAGUUAUCCUUUAUACAUACGGCUAACAUCUAUAAAUUUGGUAGUGUUGUGAUAUGGUCUGCAGUCGGUGAGACAAUUAGCUUACUAAUAUUAGUGGAACAGUUGCUUUAGACUGCACGAAUCAAUCUGUCUAUCAUGGUAUCUGAAAUCAAUUUGUCUAAGUAUGUCUCUUAUUCUGGCCUUGUUUGCUUAAUACUAAUUAACUAAUUAAUUAACUAAACCCGGGGUCUAUACUGCACGUUCAAUUUUGCAUCAUUGAAUCAUACUUCAUGCCAAAUUGCCAUUCAACUCUAUGUAUUAUGUAUAUUAAUGUGUGUGUGUGUGUGUGUGUGUGUGUGUGUGUGUGUGUGUGUGU
Messenger RNA from Corticium candelabrum, 1446 nucleotides. RefSeq names its product large ribosomal subunit protein uL15-like. The coding region runs from base 53 to 871 and encodes 272 amino acids. Gene Ontology annotation, molecular function: structural constituent of ribosome. The record is from RefSeq and is a predicted model, not a curated record. Gene Ontology annotation, biological process: translation. Gene Ontology annotation, cellular component: mitochondrial large ribosomal subunit. The transcript is spliced from 6 exons. NCBI's taxonomy places the organism in Eukaryota, Metazoa, Porifera, Homoscleromorpha, Homosclerophorida, Plakinidae.